Salvelinus namaycush (lake trout) is the source of this 1134-nucleotide messenger RNA. Its product is annotated as inositol-trisphosphate 3-kinase B-like. Gene Ontology annotation, molecular function: inositol-1,4,5-trisphosphate 3-kinase activity; inositol tetrakisphosphate kinase activity. NCBI's taxonomy places the organism in Eukaryota, Metazoa, Chordata, Actinopteri, Salmoniformes, Salmonidae. The transcript is spliced from 7 exons. The coding region runs from base 1 to 1134 and encodes 377 amino acids. Gene Ontology annotation, cellular component: cytoplasm; nucleus. Gene Ontology annotation, biological process: inositol phosphate biosynthetic process. The record is from RefSeq and is a predicted model, not a curated record.
AUGCUCAUGCAUUCCUCCGUCUCUUCCUCCGCUUCCUCCUUCAACUGCUCCUCAGCGGAGAGCGAUGAGGUCUUCAGCGAAGGAGAGGACACUGCCAGCAAGAGGAGCACCAUGAGGAGGUGUCGCUCCUGGAGGACCUUCCUGACCAUGAUGCAGUGGUCAGUGCGUCGGCAGAGUUCAUGGGUCCAGCUAGCAGGACAUCAAGGUAACUUCCAGCUGAGUGAGGGGGGCGAGGUGCUGAAGCGUUUCAGUGAGGUGGAGGCUGUGUGUCUGCAGGCCCUCAUGGCUGACCCCCUGCGUCCGUUUGUACCGCAGUACCAUGGCUCGGUCAACAGGGGGGGUAACAGUUACAUCCGCCUGGAGGACUUACUGAGUGGCCUGAAGAACCCUGUCAUCAUGGACUGCAAGAUGGGCGUGAGGACAUAUCAGGAGGAGGAAUUAACCAAAUCACACACCAAGCCCACCCUGCGGACUGAUAUGUACCAGAAGAUGGUAAAAGUUGAUCCGACGGCUCUCACUGUGGAGGAACACGAGCAGCGAGGCGUGACGAAGUGGCGCUACCUGCAGUGGAGGGAUAACACCAGCUCCACCUCCACACUAGGCUUCAGGAUUGAGGGCAUCAUGAUGGAGAACGGCAGCGUACAGCGGGACUUUAAGAUGCUCACCCCAGCCAAGGUCACUGAGGCCCUCCUCUCUUUCACCAAGAGUCAUCUACACAUCCUGAAGGCCUACCAUUCCAGACUCCAGGCUCUGGAUGAAGCCCUGAAGGAAUCCCCAUUUUUCAAAGCCCAUGAGGUGAUUGGCAGCUCGCUCCUCUUCGUCCACGACUGGACCAGUAAGGCCAGCAUCUGGAUGAUAGACUUUGGGAAGACCACCCCGUCGCCCAGCACUGUGCAGCUGAGCCACGACGUCCCGUGGGCCGAGGGGAAUCGGGAGGAUGGGUACCUGAUCGGGCUGGCCGCCCUCACCUCCCUCGUGGGUCAGGCCAUCAGCCAGGCAGCCUGCAGACAGGAGGAGAAGCAUGGAGAGGAGACGGACAGUGUCACACACACCCUGCAGGAACAGGAACACACACAGACUAAAAGUCAGGGUGGUCAGGGCGAGGCAGCACAGAAUGAAGGUACUUCUGAUUGA